Molecule: messenger RNA, 2417 nt
Organism: Caretta caretta (loggerhead turtle)
Lineage: Eukaryota; Metazoa; Chordata; Testudines; Cheloniidae
Product: gonadotropin-releasing hormone II receptor-like
Biological process (GO): G protein-coupled receptor signaling pathway; cellular response to hormone stimulus
Cellular component (GO): plasma membrane
Molecular function (GO): protein-hormone receptor activity; G protein-coupled receptor activity; peptide binding
Source: RefSeq, a predicted model, not a curated record
GGCGCUGGGAAGGAGCCAAGCAGCGCGGGGAACUCUCUUCCCCCGCCCCCGCUGGAAGGAUCUUUCUGCAGCGUGCCCGGGGCUGCAGGGGCGGCAAGCGCCCAGGGAUGAUUCCUGGAAACAGAGGCCAGAUCUUCAGGCCACUGGCUGUUCUGUCACAUCCCAGGGGUGGGAGCGAGAGACUGACGCACACCAUGUAAAGCACAGCUCGCCCCGCACACGUGUGUCUACACAUUGCUCUGCAAGCGCCAGGGUGGGCUGGAAUUCGCCCACGCGCAUCCACCCAAGACGACACUGAUACUAUGCAAGAGAGGCAGUAUCCUUAGAUGUUGCUGGCUGCCAGGGAGUGAAAAGCGCUCGGGGGGACUCUUACCCUGUAACAGCCGUGGCUAAGGCCUAAUCUGCACCCCAGAGAGCACCUGCGUUCGGAGGCACGGCCCGGAAGAGCUUGGCGGCUCCGUAUUAAACUUCCACCCACCCCAGCAACGGAUUGUCCUUAAGAGCUGAAUUCAACUACAGGAGCAUUUCUCCCAUCUGGGGAGGUGACGGCCACCAAAUUGAGCUGGCCAAUGAGAUGCAAGCUAGAGUUGUUACCUCGUCAGAACCAAUCCUGAUUGGCCGAUCAGAGAUUCACAGGUGCCUGUUCACGCCUGUGAAUCUGGCCCACCUCUGGGGCUAGUGGAACCAGAGGAGCCUUCCCUAUUGAGUCUCAGCAGCACAAGCCACGAGGGAGUUAACUGCUGCUCUGCAAAGAAGGAAUAAAGUUCCCUGAGCCAGAAGAAGUUGGUUCUCGUUAAAUCCAGAGCAGAAGCCGGGCAGCUCCAGUUUAGUGGAGUCUCCAUCCAAGCAGCAAAACAUGCUCAGGGUCUCCGAGCCCUGCCACAGUCUAGGAGGAGCUUGGCUUCCCGGGAACGAGCUGGAUUCAGCCUCCUGGAUCCCGGCUGCUCACAUCUCUGUAAGGCUGUGGCAGAUUCCGGGUGGGAAUACCCAAGCCUCCGAUAUGAAUGCCACUUUUCGCAUGAAGGACAGUGAGCUGCUUGAGCCGGGGUCGCCCGCCGUGGGCAACCAGAGCCGUGGGCAGCCCUGGGAGGAGGUAGAGGUCUCGCCUGGUGGUGGAGCCAACGCCAGUCUGCCUAGCGAGGAGGUCUUCCUGCUGCCCACGUUCUCCACCGCCGCCAAGGUCCGGGUGGCCAUCACCUUCUUCCUCUUCCUCUCCUCGGCCUGCUUCAACAUCGCCGUGCUGUGGACCGUCACCCAGAAGUACCGCAAGAGGCCGCAUGUCCGCAUCCUCAUUGUUAACCUGGCUGCGGCCGAUCUGCUGGUGACCUUUGUGGUGAUGCCCUUGGACGCAGCCUGGAACAUCACAGUGCAGUGGUAUGCGGGUGACCUGGCCUGCCGGGCCCUCAUGUUCCUCAAGCUGGUGGCCAUGUAUGCCUCAGCCUUCAUCACUGUGGUGAUCAGCCUGGACCGCCAGGCAGCCAUCUUGCACCCACUGAGCAUGGGUGACGCCAAGAAGAAGAACAAGGCCAUGCUGUGCGUGGCCUGGGCCCUGAGCGUGCUUCUGGCACUACCUCAGAUGUUUGUCUUCCACGCAGUGAGCCGCUCCCAGCCCAUCUACUUCAUCCAGUGCGCCACGGUGGGCAGCUUCCAAGCCCACUGGCAGGAGACCCUCUACAACAUGUUCACCUUCUCCUGCCUCUUCCUGCUGCCGUUGCUCAUCAUGGUGCUGUGCUACUCCCGCAUCCUCAUCGAGAUCUCUGGCAAGAUGAAGAGAGCUUGCGUCUCCUCCAAGGAAGUCCACCUCCGCCGCUCCUACAACAACAUCCCCAGGGCCAGGAUGCGCACCCUGAAGAUGUCCAUUGUCAUCGUGCUGACCUUCGUCCUGUGCUGGACCCCCUACUACCUCCUGGGCCUCUGGUACUGGUUCUCCCCGGAGAUGCUGAGCCGGAAGAAGGUGCCUCCAUCCCUCAGCCACAUCCUCUUCCUCUUCGGCCUCUUCAACGCGUGCCUAGACCCCCUCAUCUACGGCCUCUUCACCAUGCACUUCCACAGGGAGAUCCGGUGCGUCUGCCGCUGCACCCACCGCAGGAAGGAGCAGGCCUCCGCGCUGAUUAGCUCCUUCCGGGCCUCCACCACGGCUGCACCCAUCAGGAGUGCCGGGGAGGACCAGGGGGGCACGGGCAAGUACGAACUGGAGGUGACGGCUAACAUGGCCCUGCCUGCUGGGAGGUGCGAAUUGUGCAGGAAGAAGAUAGUGGAGAGUUUCAUAUGAGUGGACCUUUGCCACGCCUGGACUCACCUCCGCUUCCCAGCAAGGGGGAGAGCCCGAUGGGAACCCCAUAAUGUGUCCAGUGGGGGCUACUGGGCAGUUGUUCCUUCACUCAAGCACCCACCAAUAAAUCCAAAUUAUUUUCUCA